AUGAUUCCUGAUAAUGUACCAUCGGUGUUUAGACAAAUGGAUGAAAGUUCACUUGAAUUAGAAAACUGUUCCCUAAAUGGUCCUAUAACAGCGUUAAAUUCAACAGUUAUGGAAGGUGCUCUACUAUUUCAUGAUUAUUGCUCAAAGGUUCUGCCUUCAGAAACUGAUGCUCCAGAUAAGGAAAAUAUGAAUGUUAUGGUUAAGUCAACCAAUCAGGAGACACCAUCAAGAAAGUAUGACGGCAUAACAAACAAAAUUAAGAAGAGGUUGUAUACUUCAAAUAGUUUAGUAUCAUUAGAAGAAAAUACUUGCAAUGUUGGAAACGAUGCUGUAAAUUCUGAAAAAAAUAAUGAUUCACCAGAAGAAGCAAUCAAAAACCGGCCAUUUAAGCGAAGAAAAAUUGAGAGUGAUGACGAAGAUGGCGAUGAUCCAAGAGAUAGAUCAUACGAGCCUUCAGAACAUGAUGAAAGUGACAUGGAAGAUUAUGAAGAAAACGAUGACAAUAACAUAGAGAACGUCGUACCAAAUUCAAAGUCACAAUCGCCACUAGAUUCAGCUUGUAAAUCAUCCACUCGAAAAGUGAUAGAUUUAAAUUUAUCUAAAAUCUUGAAGCGACGAAGCCUAACAAACAAAUCUAAAGAAUUGAAUGAAAUUAAAAAAAGUUCAGGGACUUAUACAUGUCCCUUCUGCCAUAAGAAUUUUGUUAAAUUGCCACCACAUCUUGAGGCCAUGCAUUCUGAUGAACCCGAAGUAAAAGAAUUUAUCGGUAUGAAACCAAAGUCACUUGAACGUUUUUGGUUAUUGAAAAUGUUACUAAACAGAGGACGCGAUUAUCGAAACGAAAUCUCUGAUAAUUUAGAGGUUUGUAGAAUUCCUUUGGCAGGUAAAAGACAGCCUAAAAAAGUGAUUGAAGAUAACGCGAAACUGCAAGAGCAAAAUAAAAAUGGAGAUGAAAAUAAAGUUAUAGUAAAUAACACGGCAAAUGAAAAAGAAGUCGUUAAAAAAGAAGUUAAGCCGAGUGAUUAUGCAAAAUGCCCCAAUUGUCACGGCUCAUAUAUUCGUAAAAGAUUAGCUACACAUGUUAAAAAGUGUAUUAAUCAAGACAAACUCAAAGGAAAUGUUAAUUUGAAAACUUAUAUUAAAGGAUCGAAUCUGAAAAUUCAUGUUUGUGCUACCGAAGAGACUGCCAAAUUGAUGUGUGCUUUGAGAUCAGAUUCUAUAGGAGAUGUACUUUUGAAAGACCGUUUAAUCAUCUUAUAUGUAAAUAUGCGUUUAAAAAAGUACGAAAAUGCUAUUAGGAAACGUUCCAUGUUAACACAAAUACGACAAGAGGCUCGAUUAAUUGGACGUAUGACAGAAGAGUUACUUCUUUUAUGUGACGAUAUUCAGGAGUUAGGAGACGCAUUUACCUUAAAUACUUCAGCAAAAUAUGAAGCAGCAAUAGAGGCAGUAGCAGGCAAAGCAACUACUGGUAUCUACCAGCACCCUUCAAAUGCAACACAACUUGCCAGUUUUACUGAUGAUUUAAUAAAAUUACAAUUAGAUUAUUUGAACGAACAACUUGAAUUAAACGAAAGUAAUCUAGAAAUCGUAAGAAGUCUUGAAAAGAAAAAAAAUAAAUGCAUUUCAUUUCAAAAUAGAUUUGAAGUAGAUAUAAGAAGUUCCUUAACGAAAAAAGCUUCACAGUCUACAGUGAGGCAUGUAGCUGACAAAGAAGUGUUAGAAACUAGUUCGGAAGAUGUAACAAGGUUUUAUACGUAUGCUCUAAAGAUGAGAAAAGAAGCUCGGGAGUCUUUAGAAAAGGACGGCUUUACGAAAAAAGCUUGGGAACAGCUUGGCGAAAGCCAGCUAUUAAUUUCGCUCAUUUUUAAUCGCAAGCGUGUCGGCGACAUGGCGUAUUUUGAAACACGCUACUAUAACAAAAAAAAAAGUAUUGUAGAAACCAUGCCAGAAGUUUAUAAUAAACUAGAUAAUGAAAGUCAGUUAUUGGGCAAAACAUAUAAGCACGUAUAUACACUAGCAAAGCGAUCUCGUAUAGUUUCACUACUACUUUCAUCAGAAGAUGAAGAGUGCUACGAAUUAUUUUACUCAUUUAGAAAUAUUGCUGGAGUUCCUAAAGAAAAUCCGUAUGUUUUCGGUUUACCUAGUUCAAAUUUAGUUGAGGAGUUUAAAGUUCCCGAACCCUGUGGAAUAAUACGCAGAUAUUCUGAGCAAUGCGGAGCAGAGCAUCCGGAAAGUCUUCGAGGAACUGCGAUGCGUAAACACAUAGCAACGUUAUGUGCUUUAUUAAAUUUAUCAGAACGCGAUUACGAAGAACUAGCUAAUUUCUUGGGUCACCGCUUAGACAUCCAUAAGCAGGUAUACCGACAGCCACAGAUCGUUCACGUCGUUACUCAAAUUUCCAAAUUAUUGGAAAUGGGUAUGACAGAAAACGAAGAUGCAACCAAUAGUUUAAAAAUAUCUGCAAAAUCACAGUUAGAUUUGACUACCGACAAAGAAGUUGAACAAAUAAUAAAAAACAUUGAGAAAACUAAAAUCAAUUCAGUAACAAAAGUUACUUGUGAUAAUUCUUCCACGUUAGAUUCUGCACUUGAAAUAUCAUUACCAGUUGUCCGUCAGUCUUCAAAAUCUUCAGGAUCUGGUAAAACUAAACCCUCCCAUCAGAGCGGUAUAACCUCAUCGGUAACACUCAUACAGAAGAAACUAAAACUGAAGAGAAGUUCAGAAAAAGAACUACUAGCAAAAGAUCUUGUUGUCUUAUGCUCCAUAUUGCUGGACACAAGUCAAAAUAUUUGA
This is a messenger RNA of Phymastichus coffea, 2796 nucleotides long. RefSeq lists its product as uncharacterized. The record is from RefSeq and is a predicted model, not a curated record. The transcript is spliced from 9 exons. Bases 1 to 2796 code for a protein of 931 amino acids. NCBI's taxonomy places the organism in Eukaryota, Metazoa, Arthropoda, Insecta, Hymenoptera, Eulophidae.